Ixodes scapularis (black-legged tick) is the source of this 730-nucleotide messenger RNA. RefSeq lists its product as uncharacterized. Lineage: Eukaryota; Metazoa; Arthropoda; Arachnida; Ixodida; Ixodidae. The transcript is spliced from 3 exons. The record is from RefSeq and is a predicted model, not a curated record. Bases 1 to 705 code for a protein of 234 amino acids.
AUGGUGCGCAGCCUGAAGUGCGAAUUCAAAGAAGUUGCGCACAUCGUGCCAGUGCACAGACUAGACGCGGAGUUCCUGCACAAGAUGCUGAAAGAUGUGAUUUGCGGGCUGGAAAAGAUUGGGUACCGCGUUGUCCUGCAGAGCACCUUGCCGACUAUUUCCACUGACCAGCAUUGGGAAUGUGUACGGAAGCAGGUACAGGCCUUGCAUCCCAGCUGUAACGUAGUUGUAAGCAGCGAGACGCUUUCGAAGAUACAGGACAUCCUUCCGAUCCUGGUCUACGUUGCAGAAUAUGCCGUGUACGUGACCCUCAAAAAGUUGAAUUGCGCGAAAUGCAAGGACGCGUUGACUGUGGAUAAGACAAUCACAGUGUCUGCCGCCCAUGAACACUAUGAUCUCGUGAAGCAGUUAGACCGAGGAGGUCUAGUGUACCCAUCGAUGUUUGCGCUUAAUGCUGUUGCUCACAACUACGUUGUCGUAGAGCAGCUCGCUACGCAACCAGAACUGCUACUAAUGCCCGAACAGCGCCAGGUCAUCACGAAGCUGACGCUGCAUUUGCUGGCCAACGAAGAGCCAUCUGACUUCGACGCCUGCGAGAACGGCCACACGAGUGAAUCUGCUGAAAGACAUCCUUCGGUGCAGCACGAACGUUUUACUGAAGAACUUCUGUGGAAAUCUAAACGACAAGGUUCUCGACGCUGCUGACAAGUCAAAAAAACGGAAAGCUGCA